AUGGUUUACAAGCAUCGUAAUAUCAUGCAGAAAUUGAAAGUUCUUUCCGGGCUAUUUGGAGAUAAUUUUCUCAUACCUCUUCAAGAGAAGAUUGACGAAUGGAAAAAGUCAGUUAACAUUUUUGAUAAGGAAAACUCGAAAGAAUACAAAAAAGCAAAGCAAGAUUUGAAAAAGGUCACACUGGAGACCGUUCGUAUGCAGAAGAAAGUCAAUAAAAAAGGAAAGUUUGGUCAUAAACAAGAACUGGAGGCACUUAUGAGGAUGCGCAAUGCACAGUUUGGUGUGUUUGAAGAACAUCAGAAACGAGCUUUAAGGAAAGUUUUGAUUGAGGAACGCUCGCGUUAUUGCAGUUUUGAAUUUGUUUCAACCGAUCGUGGUAAGAUUUUGGAGCAAGAAGUCUCCCUUAUUGAUGAUGCACAGAAUUUAUCGGUUUUGUUACAAGAAGCUGCUCGCCAAUGUGAAAAACCAUACGAACUUUCUCAAGCAGGAGAGCAUAUGAUUGAAGAAUUCAAAAUUUCUGAACGUGGCUUUUAUGAUGAACAGGGUACUCCUCCUAACAGUCCCACAGGUCGGCAUCGUAAGAGUUCAUUCAGUUUAUCUUCGGAAACUUCCUCUCGUUCCAGUUCUCCUACAUCUUGCGAUGGUUCUCCAGAGAAGGGUACGCUUACACGUAGUAUGAGCUUGUCAUCCGCAGUGGUGAACAGUAAACCUGCGCCCCCGGAAAGGCGAAAUAGCGUCGUCACUACUCAACGUGGAAACUAUUUUAAAAAAAAUUUUCCAACGUCUCGUAUUUCGUUAACGUCGCUAGAUUCUUCAACGAACCAGUCAUUUUACUCGUCUUACUCAUCGUUAGACUCACAAUCAGUUGACUGUCCUCCUCCACCUCCUGCCCCUCCAAUUUUACCACGUGCACCCCCCAGUCCUAACCCUAGUGAAAUGAGUUUUCCUCCACCACCACCAAUGGAACAACUAAUGAGAGGUAAAUUAUAA
Xenia sp. Carnegie-2017 is the source of this 990-nucleotide messenger RNA. RefSeq names its product protein MTSS 1-like. Gene Ontology annotation, cellular component: cytoplasmic side of plasma membrane; actin cytoskeleton. The record is from RefSeq and is a predicted model, not a curated record. The coding region runs from base 1 to 990 and encodes 329 amino acids. Lineage: Eukaryota; Metazoa; Cnidaria; Anthozoa; Malacalcyonacea; Xeniidae. Gene Ontology annotation, molecular function: actin binding; phospholipid binding. The transcript is spliced from 7 exons. Gene Ontology annotation, biological process: plasma membrane organization; cell projection assembly.